Messenger RNA from Branchiostoma belcheri (Belcher's lancelet), 3210 nucleotides. RefSeq names its product kinesin-like protein KIF28P. The transcript has 27 exons. Bases 40 to 3210 code for a protein of 1056 amino acids. The record is from RefSeq and is a predicted model, not a curated record. Gene Ontology annotation, cellular component: kinesin complex; microtubule. NCBI's taxonomy places the organism in Eukaryota, Metazoa, Chordata, Leptocardii, Amphioxiformes, Branchiostomatidae. Gene Ontology annotation, biological process: cytoskeleton-dependent intracellular transport; microtubule-based movement. Gene Ontology annotation, molecular function: microtubule binding; ATP hydrolysis activity; microtubule motor activity.
CGGAGGGGGUAGGUUGAUUUCUGGAACAGCUAUUCCAAGAUGGCGGAGAAUGUAAAAGUUGCAGUGCGGGUUCGGCCUUUUAAUGACCGAGAGAAGGCCCGCAAUGCCACCCUCAUCAUCAACAUGGUGGGAAACACCACCCUGAUAAAGGACCCGGCUAACCUGGCGGAGGAGGGACGCAAGUUCACGUUUGACUUCUCCUACUGGUCACAUGAUGGGUACAGGGAACGGGAGGAUGGAUAUCUGGAGAGGGCUGGGGUGGGGUCUAACUAUGCAGACCAGGCGUUGGUUUUUGAGGAUCUUGGCAGAGGGGUGCUGUCCAAUGCCUGGAAGGGCUACAACUGUUCCCUGUUUGCCUACGGACAGACUGGGUCUGGGAAGUCCUACUCUAUGGUGGGGUAUGGCAACAACAAAGGUAUUGUACCUAUCACCUGUGAGCAGCUUUUUGUUGGUAUCGAUGAGAAAAAACAGAACCCUGAUGCAAAGGACCAGGAAUUUCAGGUGUCUGUCAGUAUGUUGGAGAUUUAUAAUGAGCAGGUCAGAGACCUUCUCAACCCCAAAACUGCCCACAUCAAGGGGGGACUCAAGGUCAGACAGCACCCCAGCAAGGGCUUCUACGUUGACCAGCUUGUGACAGCUCCAGUCAGCAGCUAUGAUGACAUAGACAGAAAAAUCAACGAGGGGACACGGAACAGGACAGUGGCUGCAACCAACAUGAACGCCACCAGCAGUCGAGCCCAUACUAUUGUGGCCAUCAACUUCAGCCAGAAGGCCCCAAAUGAAGCUGGACAGAGCAUGACAAAAUCUUCAGUCAUCAACCUGGUAGAUCUGGCUGGAAGUGAGAGAGCUGAAAGCACAGGUGCCACAGGAGACAGGCUCAAGGAAGGUUCUGCCAUCAACCAGUCACUGUCAACGCUUGGGAAUGUUAUUAAAGCUUUGGCUGAUCAGUCCAGUGGCAAAGGAAAAGUGAUGGUGCCUUUCAGAGAUUCUGUACUGACUAAGCUGUUGAAGAACGCACUAGGAGGCAACAGUAAGACUAUUAUGAUUGCAGCCUUGAGUCCUGCUGAUAUCAACUAUGAUGAGACCCUGUCCACACUGAGAUUUGCUGACCGAGCCAAGGCGAUUAAGACAAAGGCAGUCGUUAACGAGAGUCCGACGGACAAGCUGAUCCGUGAACUGAAGGAGGAAAACCAGAAGCUGAUGGACAUGCUGAAGGCAGCGCAGGCCGGCGGAGUCAUGCCACAACCGAUGGUCGCAGAGGAGGAGGGGGAGGACAGCAAGGGCAAGUUCACCGAGGAAGAGGUAGAGGAGAUGAAGAAGUCGAUGGAGGAGCAGCUGAGGAGGAACCAGGAGGAGAUGGAGGCCAUGAAGAUGUCCUGGGAACAACGACUGCAGGAGGAGGCAGCUCAGAACCAGGAGAAACUUCAGGCAGAGAGGAGAAAGCAGGAGGAGAUGAAAGUCAUCCCUCACUUCUGGAACCUGAACGAGGACCCCUCUCUGACUGGGAUGGUAGUGCACUUCGUCAGGGAAGGAAACACAAGAGUUGGGAACAAGAAGGCAGACCCUCCAGCUGAUGUUGUUCUGAUCGGCCUUAGUAUCCAGGCAGACCAUGCGUUAGUGAGGAAUGACAACAAUGUGGUGUACCUGAAGCCGGCAUCAGCUGACGCUAAAGUCCUGGUGAACGGGAAACCGCUAACAGCUGAGGACGGGGACGAGGAACUGCAUCAUAACGACAGAGUGAUGUUUGGAUCGAACCAUCUGUACGUGUUCCACCAUCCCCAGGACCUGGCUAAACAGGAGAAGGCAGGGAAGAAGGUGGAGAAAGUCACGUACGAGUCAGCACAGGAGGAGAUUGCACAGAACACUGGCUUCGACAUGGACAAGGAGGGAAAAUCUAAAAAUGAGAUGCUGCUCCAGGAGGACUUGAUCGCUAUGAUGCCGAUGGUGAACGAAGCCAACGCCAUGUCUGAGGAGCUGGACAAGAAAUGUCGCUUUGAGAUCGCGCUGGUCUCGCCACAGGCUCGCGGACUUAAAGAGGGAAGAACUGAGGUGAGUGUAAAGAUGAAGAACCUGGAAAACGGGAAUGACUUCAUGUGGGACCGGAACAAGUUCAUCAACAGGAAGUACCUGAUGCAGGAGAUGUACCAGAAUUAUGUGGAGGGAGACACUAACUGGGAUGUGGAGAAGGACAAGGACCCGUUCUGGGAGCCGUCUGACACAGAGGUCCUGGUGGGGAGUGUUCAUGUCUACCUGCAGAGCCUGGCUUACCUGGUUGAACUCGAGGAGAACUUGGCGAUCACAGACUACCGCGGGGCAGAGAACGGUCACCUGACGGUGGAGAUCGAACCGUGCGCGCCGGACGGGUCUCCGCUCGAGGACGACUUCGUGGAGGACCCACAGGAACUGAUUGGGACCCCAAUGCACUUCAAACUCAAAGUACCCCACGCCAGAGGGCUGCCAAAUAAAUAUGUACAGAGCUGUGUGAAGUACAAGUUUUACCUGGAUGAGAAGAGCAGCAGUACAAACUGGAUCGCAGGAGUCAACCCCAACUUCCAACACAACAAACAGUUCUCCUACAGCCCUGUCACUAAACAGUUUGUUGAGUACCUGAACACCCAGCCCCUGAUCCUGGAGGUCUGGGGCAAACAGACUUCAGCGACUGACAAGCAGCGAGCGAACAUGUCCACUAAACAGAUGGUUGCCAUGGAGAAGGGAGGGCUGAACCUCAACGAGCAAAACCGCAUGGCGCAGAAACGUGUAACUACACAGGAAGAUGAGGAGAAGCAGAAACUGACCCAGGAAGUCAGCCUCAUGAAGAAGAUGAAUGAAAAAAUGGACAAGAAACUGAUGAUGAUACAGAAACUUGUGGAUGAAGCAAAAGCUGCCGGAUCUAGUACUCUUCAGGUGGAAGAUGUGGACGCCAUCUUGGUCGGAAACUUCUCCCGGAAGUUCAAGGGCACCUCGGGCGUCGUCAAGGAGAUUAAAAAGUACGAGAAGAAGAAACUUCCUGCCAUUCAACCUUCCUCCACACCCGCUCCCACCCCCAGUACCAAUGGACCAGCUGCUUCAAAUGGGCCUGGAAGGGCAAGUGGCCCACCUAGCAACCAAGCUGCUCAAAGUGCCACGCCUAGCAACCAGGCUGCUAAGGGUGCCACGCCUAGUAACCAGGCUGGAGAUGUGAACAAGAGUUCUGCGUGUACUGUGCAGUAA